Planococcus citri (citrus mealybug) is the source of this 8889-nucleotide messenger RNA. Its product is annotated as kelch repeat and BTB domain-containing protein 12-like. The transcript has 2 exons. Gene Ontology annotation, molecular function: protein binding. Lineage: Eukaryota; Metazoa; Arthropoda; Insecta; Hemiptera; Pseudococcidae. The record is from RefSeq and is a predicted model, not a curated record. The coding region runs from base 6795 to 8480 and encodes 561 amino acids.
CAAACAAUUUUCAGAACAUUUCAUUGACCCCAAAAUUUUAUCAUUUUCUAACUGGUCUUUAAAGUUAAAAAUUCACGAUAUUAUCAAUUAUUUCUUUAAUUUUUUUUUUAAAUUUUCAAACAUUCGUCAGAAAAUUCAAAUAAUGAACUUCAAUACCUGAAAUUUCGGUGACAAAGCUUUGAAAACACUCCUAAUCUUGAUCUAUUUUUUUCAAAAAAAAAAAAAAAAAAAAAAAAACUUUAGUUGACCCAAAAAAAGCUUAGAAAAGUGACAAAACGAGAUCGAAAAUAGUGCAUAAAGAAUCACAAAAACAGAACAUUUCAAAUUUAUAGUUGGUAAAUUGAAAAAGUUAAAAGUACAUUCGACUCAUUUUUCAACUUUUCGAUUAAAAAAACGAGACUUUUUGACAACUUUUGGCCAUCAUAAACCAAGCAAGAAUAAUUGAGGAGCUCUAUUCCAAAGUGGGUUAAGUCACUUCCCCCCCCCCCAAAAAAUGCAUUUAAAACUUUUGAUACCAAAAUUCGUUCUGUUUCCAAAGUUUGGUGCACCUUUCCUUUCUUUGGACAUAGAACAAAAGCUUGUAGAAAUAUUUACUUUGAAAAAUAGAUGACUUGAACCAUUUUUGAAAUAAAAAUCUCCGUAAAACGUGUUUUUUUAAAAAAAAUGACUUAACCCACUUUGGAAUAGAGCUCUUCAAUUGCGAUUUCUGAAAAAAAUAAAAUAAAAAAAUAAUGCAAAAAACAAAACUUUAGGACAUUAAGAUUUUUUUGCAAAAAAAAAACAAAUUUUUUGCUUAUUGCUUAUGCUUAAAAAGCGAGAAUUUUUGUAAAUUUUUGAAGAAACGAGAUCUUCCCCAGCCCCCUCAAACCGUCAAAAAGCAAGAGUUUGGCAAUUUUAACAAUAGAAAGGGCUUAUUAGGUAAUUUAUGGAAAAAAGCAAUUGAAUUUUGGACACAUUUUUUAAAGAAAAUGAAAUUUGAUUAAAUUUCUAGUUUUUUUUUUUUUUUUUUUGCAAAAAAACGACAAUUUUUAGCAAUUUUGCUAAAAUGCAAAAAUUUUUGUCAAUUUUUGAAAAAAAAGAGAAUUCUUGACAUUUUUUGGAAGCAAGAUUGAUAAUUUUGAAUGACUUUUUCGGCAGAAUGUCUCCUUACACGAUCACUUGACUCAAAAACAAUCUAAUUUUGAAUUUUUUGGAGCCUCGAGCGAGUUUUCAAAUUUCUCCAGAAAUUUCAAACUGCACUAGCUGGAAGGGCAAAAAUCCAAUUUUUGCAAUAAUAACUUCAGUCGGUACCUACUUAUUUGGCUCGCAGUGUGAGUUCAAAAGUGAAAUUUUUUUAAUAAGAGUUGAUUUUUAGCCCUUCCAGAAUGAUUUGAAAUUUCUGGGGAAAAUUGAAAAAUCGCUGGAGGCUCCAGAAUUAUCCAAAACUGCUGAUUGUUGAUGUGUGGGAGUUGAAUUGAAAUAAUUAUUGACUUUUGUUUACUUUUCUCAAAAUAAUUUAAAUUAUCGUAAAUUUGCGCUUAAAUUAUUUUUUUUGAAUUUUUGAAAUUUUAAAAAAUUUGUCAAGAUUUCAAAUAUGAAAUUUAUUAUUUGAAAUUUGGGUUACGAGGAUUUUAGGGCAUGCUGUUUCGAUCCAUGUACAAAUCUGGAUUUUCCUUUCCGAUUAAUUGGAACAUUUUUUUAAACUCUGAAAUAUUAAGUAGAUGACUUGACUUGAGUGAAUAAAUUAAAAAAAAAACCAAAUCAUCUGAUAUGCCAAUCUAACUGUCGCGACUUGACAAUUUGAGCCCAAAUAUAAGACACUUGAACGUUCAUUCCCUAUUCAUAAGGUAUUUUCAACUUUCGUGAUUCGAGUAUCAAAACUAACAAUAUUCAAUAAAUAAUGAGUAAAAGAGUAAACAAACCUAAAUCGAAUAAUAAUCUACGAAUAAAAGAACACCGAUAAACUUGGAUUAUCCUUGACAUUCGCCAAGGUAUUUUCCUAUCUAUAUAGGUAGCAUACACAGGGUAAGUAGUGUAAGUACUUUGCUACUUAGUUAGUCAUACUUACCUAAAUACAAAUACUACCUACGUACACGUAGCCAUGUGUAUUAUUGGUAGGUACAUAUUAAACCUAUUAUGUCUAAUUGUCUAAUCAUUCGUCAAACGUUUUUCAUUUUUAUUCCAUCUCACACUAAACUUUUCCGUUUAUCAUGAUUCAUAUCAAUCAUACCUAUAUGAAUACAUAAAAUACGAAACGUUGCACAUUUUUACAACAUAUUACACAAAUAUUUUCCUUUCAAAACUCGAAUAGGUAAGAAUGUAAAACGCAAGAAGGAACUGGGAAAUUCCUAGAAAAUAAGAUGAAAAUAAAAAUUAAGAGAAGGCAAGCCAACCAAUCCGAAGGAUAUUUUGAAGAAAAAAAAAUUAAUAGUCAUCGUACCUUCACUUGUAUUGUGUUGUGUGGAAUUGAAAAAAUAAAAAUACCACGACCAUCUCACACAUGAGCAAGUUCUUUUGGCGUAGCCUACUCCUACUCGCGCGUUGUUGUAUAGCCUUGCUUAGUUCAAUUGUCGAACCAAUUUGACUCUAUCGCGUAGAAUUUAAUUCGGAGGAAAUCCGUUAAUAAAUAUUCAUGGGUCGUUGAAAUGAAAUCGCAAUCGAAACCAGUGAAAACACCCUCGUUAACCAAUUAGAAAUUAUAAUUACAUCGAGCUUCGUGUGUCUAAGUAAAAAAGAAGAAAAUUGGGGAAUUUUCUAGUAUAGGUAUCAGGUAGGUCUACUUAUUCGACUCGUAAGACUAUUAUAUAAAUUUAAAAAAAAAAAAAAAAAAAAAAAAAGUAGCUGAUUCGAUAAAAAAAGUUAUUUUGAUGGCAAAUGUAAUGGAAAAGUACUGCAGAUGAUUUAGUACUCGGAAUAGCUCAUAUAAAAAUCAUUUGGGCAAACAAACAAUCAUUUUUAUCUGGUCAGCUAUACGAGUAUAGGAAGAAUGAAGUCAACAGUGAUUAAAAAUUUGUUGAUAAAUAAUCCGAAAAUGGUUGAAAAAUAUCACAAAAACUGAUAUCCAACCAAAAUAUGGCCGUUUACAUUGCUCUCAACUAACUCGUCAUCGGUUUCACUAACAAUAAUAUAAAGUUCGUCCAUAUUAAAAAACAAACUUGAAUAGGUAUAUCUGAAGCUGAAAUGAGUAUUAUUAGUCCAGGGUUUAGGACUUGGGCACACAUACUACAUAUUAAAUAUCGCUUAUUUAUCCUCAUAGUUUCACGUGACGCGUAAUCCGGAUCUAAUUGAUUUUUUUUCUCUUAUUUUCAAAUACAAGAUAUGAAUAUAAAAUACCUAUCAGCGUAUUAGGCGUAGUAGUAAAGGUAUGCAUAUAAUGUAGGUAAUUGGUAUGUACUUUUAUAUGAGUCUAAUGAAGGUUAUAUUUUAUUUUCGUGGUUUUUUUUUUCGCGAUCGGCAUACUUCGGCAAAUUGGCACCCGUCAAAAAGAUAGGUAGGUACUCGUUUAUAUAAAAUGAAUUUCAUUAUCAAUAAUGAUAAAAUAUUUACACCAAGUACGUACGAGUAUAAACUGUGCGAAUAUUGUUUACAUUUUUUUUUUUUUCGAUUACGUAUUUUUAGGACACAAACCGAACAUUUCCUUAAAAUUAACAUUCCUCGCAAUUACCUUGUGAAAUAUCGCACGGUACAUCAAUUAGAAGAAUAAACACAUAAAUAGUGUAAUGACUGUAAUUACACGGUGUUUUUUCCCUUUCGAAUCUGUCUUCGUUUGGAUAAAUAUACCUAUAGGUAUACGUCUUACGGUACGCGGUAACGUUUGUAAAAAUAAAUCGAAAAAUAGUUCGUGGAAUAAUAAGCGAACGAAUUAUUUAUACCUAAACCCAAUCCUAUAGGUAAAUGAUAAAGUUGCUUUAAAAAUGCAUUAAAAAAAAAAAAUUAAAAUAUUUUGUGCAUGAAUGAAAGUUUUAUUUCAACCUCAUUUUUUUUUACAGCUGAGGGUCGAAAUUUUCAAUUGGUGAAUAUUUUUUGUUCAUCCUCCGUACUCCUCCGGUACCUACCUCGUAAUAAUGUUUACACCAAGAGCAAAUUUUUCAUCAUUAAUAACUUCUUAGCAUUCCACAUUAAUAAUGUGUAAGUAUAUACGACGACGACGCGUGAUAAACAAUCAUAUUUUGUAAUUAUUCUCUCAGUCGGGCAUUCGAUGAUUAUCUCUUUUAAUAAUCAUUGCGACGAGCUAUGGGAGUAUGAUGGCAAUACACUUUACUAAUAGAUGAGCAGGAUAUUGUGGUUGUUUUCAUUAAAGAAGACGAAGAGCUAUACGUGUGUCUAGAUAUACAUAUCUAAUGUGUGCAUUGAUGUAUGAUGUAGGUACCCUACCUAGUAUAUUGCAUGGUACGAGGAAUCUCGAAUGAAUUAAAUUUUCAUCUUAAAUCACGCGGUAUCGUCAUCGUUACAAAUUGCAAUAGGUACUUACCUUUACCUUUACUCUCGCACAAGAUACACAUACCAAAUAAGUACACCCUAUAACUCGAUACCUACAAUAUGAUAUGACGCAGCGACUGAAUGUCAAUGGAUGGCAAAUUAAGGUCUGGCUUGAUCUGUUGUUGUUUAUUUACCGAUGUUGAUUUCGUUUACAUUUCGUUCCAAUUACAUAGACAAUAAUCACUAAUCGAUAACAGGUACAUAUUAGACUACAUACAGUAGCUGCACCACGUACAAGUUACAUAAACCUACAUAUAUGAGUACCUAUGUAAUGUAUAUUUACCUCUUGCCAAUUCUUUACCCGGUUAGAGUUGAACUACAUUAUAGUGUUCAGGGCUCAGUUGUGACGUUAUUGGAUGACCUAGGGGGCAGGGCUCCUUCAUGAAAUAUGUUGGUUAAAGCAUAAGGAAGGAUGUAAGUAUAUAGGUGAAUUAUUGUUCGAUAAUCAAUUAGUUUUCAUUUUUUGCAUUCGUAUCUACCAAAUUCUGGAAUCAAAAAAUUAGUUCAUUAUGAUCUCGUUCGAAGAGUCUCAAAUGUUUUUUCAAGUUGAUGGUGGAAAAAGUGGUUCUUGACGAUUAAGUAUUUGUCCUUCCAUAAACGACGCCGAGUAUAAAAAAAAAAAAAAAAAAAAUGGAAAUUUUGAAUCAUUGAUUUUACAACUGUACCAAUACAGGCUUGCUACAGCUUAUACAGGCCCGUUUCUGGAAAUGACGUCGACUAUCCGAGACCCGACGCGACGUUCCGAGGCCCGUUAGCGGGUCUCGGAACGUUUUCCUAUUAAAAACUAUAUUUUCAUGAUGUACACACUUCAGGGAUGCCAUAGACAAAUUUUUGUCUGGGACUCACAAAGUAGGUAUCAUACCUACAGUAUAUACAGCUUACCUUACUUCACCCCACACAGAAACUUCAUACUCGCGUCAUUCCUGUAAAAAUAAUUCCUUGAAAAUCGCACCAACGGCUCUAGACCAGGCUUGAUAGCCGCUAGCAAGGCGCAUGCGCGAACGAAUUUACCAGGCACUCUUUAAAAUUUUUCUAAGUGUCAAAGACGCGGGCCUCGGAUCGUCAGUACGAUGUACCGGGUCUCGGAUAGUAAGCAAGUUCCAUAUUUAUAGGUAUGCAUAUUUGUGAGCAUUUCGUAUUUUUGUAAUGCUGAUACAGAAAUGUGAGAAAUGCAUAAUUCGAUUUUAAUAGGUACAUUAUAUGUGAAAAUUUAAAUUUAAACACGAGUAGGUAGGUACGCUUCCUUUUAUUUGCUUCUCAUUAAGAAGUGUUUUCUGUAUUCAAAGUCAUCGAAUAUUUUAUACCUAGCAUUUUAUUCUGAUUCAUAAGAUUGAGAUUACUUAUGUCUUAUACGUACUUACGUACUUAUUUACUUUAGUUACUUUCUUGCUCACCUUAUCUAAGCUUGUUGUAAUUUGCUUCAAGAAGCAUCUUAUUGGAUGUACCUAUGUAACAAUAGAUGUACCUAUGUAUAACAAUGUUACAAUGAAACGUUGUAAUUUGAAUAAAAUAAUAUUUUAACGAUAAGCUAGGGGAUUAGAUGUUAGUAGGUAGAUAUUGAUCGUGUACUUAAUCUUUAAAAGUAAAAUGUAAAUAAUAUAUUCGAAUGAACUGAUUGAAGUGAAUUUAUUGCUUGUUUUAUUUCACCAUCAAUUCAUUUCAUGUGGCAAUUGCCGGAAUCAUUCCUCUGUUGGUCAGUUCGGAUUCUGAAGAAUAUCAUCAAAUAUAUAAUUCGUAAUCUAUCAAUGAAUUUUAAUUCGCAAGUAUUUCAAAAUUUAAAAUUUAUGAAUAGGUAUAAAAUAAAAAAAAAUAAUAAAAAACAAAUAAAAGUAAUGAAAGAAAACACUGGAAGAAAAGUGAAAACAUAAAAGAAAAGAGUGUUUAGGAGGGGCUAUACUGAAUUUAACCGUAAACUUAAACUUAACCCUAGAAGUUAAACAAAGGCAAAUUUUAGGUUAACGUACGUUAAAUUCAGUAUAAACCAAGCUAAAGUAUAAGUUAAGGGAAUAAGUAUCCCCUUAAAUUCAGUAUAGCCCAUCCUUUUCACUUUCAUUUGAAAUAUUUGAAAUUUGAAUGUUUUUCUUUUUGGCAACAAUUUGAAGAUUCCGAAGUUUCCACCGAGGCGCAUGCGCAGUACAGUAACGUGUUGGUUCGUUUUGGUUCGUUUCGUACCUACUCGUUCGCGGUUUUUUUUUGCAGUUGUUUUGUCUUGCCUUUGAACUGAUAAGAGAAGAAUUGGAUAAAACUGAUAAGAGACGAUUUCAUUUCAAUUUAUUUUAAUUUUGGUAUAAUUUUGGUUUUAAUAGUGAAUAGUGAUACCGAUAUUGUCCCUAAAAAUGGAUGACUCCGUCAAAACUGUGGAUUUGGACCACUUUCAGAAGAAAUCCUUUCAACAAAAUAUGAACGAUCUGAGACUAGAAAAUGUGUUAUGUGAUGUACGUCUCGACGUCAAUGGUACUAUAAUGCCAUGUCACCGAUUGGUUUUGGCUGCCGCAUCUCCUUACUUCAGAACCAUGUUUAAUGGAAAUUUCAAAGAAAGUAAUUCCGAUACUAUUGUAUUGAAAGAUAUUGACACUGAAACAGUCCAAGAGAUCCUAAACGCCAUAUAUACAGCUACUAUUCGUUUUAAGCCGAGUAAUGCUUAUUUCAUCUUGAUGGCCAGUCACUUAUGGCAACUGGAAAUGAUAGAAAACGCCUGUGUGUCGUACAUUAUGGAGAAUCCUAAAAUCCACCACAUGGUUGACACCUGCGUAUUUGCCAAUAAUAUUGGUAAUUAUAAUUUAUAUUGUAAGUGUAUUUCAUCUGUAGCUGACAACAUUGUCGAAUAUGGAAAGACUGAUUCUUUUGAAAGAAUUUCACUCGAUGUUUUUAAAGGCAUUUUAAAAGCUGUUGAUUCCUCCAAACACGAAGAAGAAUCGAUAACUUUACUAAUAAUGAAAUGGAGUAAAAAGAAUAAUGCCAAGCGUGAAGACAUACAAAUUCUUUUAGAUGCCACAAAUUUGAAAACCACCUUCUUAUUGAACUCACGGAUGAUGUCUCAGCUUUUGGUUGCUUGUGACGAUAAACUUAUAAAUGAUAAUGGCGUUGAAGAUGAUGCAGAAUUACAUUGUGAUUCGGAUUUACCCUUGAAUUUGUAUCUGAACGCUAUUGAUGUGAAAACUGGAGAACGUGGAUGGAGUGUUCUGAAAACGAACCUUGGGUUGGAUAAAUACGUUUUAUCCUCGUUCCAUCCAACAAAUUCUUAUCGAAAAAAAGUUUGUAGAGUUGAAACGAAACUGUAUUGCUUUGAAUAUUUCAAGUAUAUGGGAGACAGAAAUUUUUUUUCAUAUUACGACGAAAAUGAUGCCAGAUUUUCAUUAACCACGCCGGAACUUUUAAUUUCUGAUUUUGAAAUGGCAGCUAAGGGAACAUCGAUAUAUCUUAUGGAGAAAAGUACGCGCUUCUCGGUUUGGCUUUACAACUGCGAGUUGAAUACUUGGAAAAAUAUUGUGAAGGAAAAUGAUCAUGUUGAUAAGUAUUGCCAGGUUUUGGCAUGUACUUUCUCAAACGAUGCUUUUUACAUAAUUUCGGCGAAAAAAAGUGCGACCGAGAGAAAUGAGAUGGACGAGUCUAUAUUCUCAAUUAAUAGCGAUACUUUGAAAAUUGAGUGGUUGAUGGAAUUAUCACCAAGUACAUGCAAAUAUUCGUCUAUUUAUGUAUUCGGUUCUAAAGUUGCAGUAUUUGAUUGUUCUCGUGACACAGGUAUUGAAAACACGUUCAAGAUUUUAAACCGCAAUAAUGGCUGGUUCAUUUUUCAUGCGAAGAAAAUGAAGGAUCGUCGUCCAGAAGUUUGCAUUUUUCAUUACGAAAACUCUUUGUAUAUGGUGGAAAACGGUCGAGUUAUGGUUCCUAAUGAAAAAUGUGAUUUGUCUUCGUAUAAGUGGACUGAGUUACCUCAUUUGCCCCAAAAAAUCACGAUUUCCGGUACGAAUGAUGUGGUGGCCAUCGGAGAAGUGUUUGGUGUUGAAGUAAAUGCUCAGUGAUGAAUUAUUUUUCUAUAAAAAUUAGAUAAUGCUGAUACAUUUUGUUUUUAUUGUUUUGUAUUGUUGAUUUACGAUUACGUUGGUGAUUUUAGAUACCUAUUUUCUGGUGUUCUUUUUUUUGUAUUUGUACGAUUAAGUCAAAGCUCUCUUGUAUUCAAAGUUAUACUUAUCAAUUUAUUUGUUACUCACUAAUCUUUAAAUAGUAUUUAAAUCCUUAUUUUUGGGUUCAACUCAAGUAGGUACACUAAAUACGUGGAUAUCACAGUUGAAUCAUGAAUCAUGUAAUAACGUCGACAUCGGAUCUUUGAAAUUGCAAUAUUUUCAGAAAAAAAUCUAUGUUUCCCGUUCGUAAAAAAUUUUCUGUCCAACAAAUUUAGGAAUACUGUUUGAUUAAAAAUAAAUGUAUGUA